Molecule: messenger RNA, 3843 nt
Organism: Cladophialophora carrionii CBS 160.54
Lineage: Eukaryota; Fungi; Ascomycota; Eurotiomycetes; Chaetothyriales; Herpotrichiellaceae
Exons: 1
Coding region: 1-3843 (1280 amino acids)
Biological process (GO): RNA 3'-end processing
Molecular function (GO): RNA uridylyltransferase activity
Source: RefSeq, a predicted model, not a curated record
AUGGAGUCGCGACCUCAACCAGGUCCUCAGCCCCCCACCUUCGAUUAUGCGCGCCAUGGCACUCCCCGGGAGUAUCAAGAGCGCGCGAGAGGCAACCGUCGAGGUGGCCAUUACUUCGGGCCUCAUCAACACCGAGCACAGCAGAACCCACAGCAGUGGUCUCAACCUGCCAGUCCAGCACAGUUCAAUCCCAAUGUGCGAGCCCCCCAACGCCAUGGUCGGCUCUACAACCCGAAUGCUGGCAUGCAUUACGGGACCGUCCAGCAGCAACGAGCCAUGCGCCAUCUUAUCAUGAAGCAAUCUGACUACCUGACUGGCAUCGGCCGACAGGUCUAUGGAGAGUUUCGGUUCACCCAGGAGGAAAGAGACGUCAAGGAGAAUUUUCGACUCGCCUUGGAGCAGGUGGCCAGGAAUGCGAUUGGGGCCAAGUACCCCGACCUGCAGCUCGACCAAGUCAAACUGAAGUGCUACGGUAGUCUUGCCAACGGUUUUGCACUGAAAGACUGCGACAUGGAUCUCCUCCUCUCCUUGCCUGAUUACAAGGGAACUGAGUUCAAGGAGCCAGAACCGACUGUCCCACUUGAUGGUGAUCAGACCACUGCAUCGAACCAUGGAGAGGAACAGAAUGGUUUCAAGGCUGAUGUUCAGCGCAUCUUGGAGAAAGCCUUUCUCGACCACGAGUACGGCGCCCGGCUCCUCGCUCACACUCGUGUCCCGAUCCUUCGCAUUUGCCAGAGUCCGACACCAGAAUUGCUCGAGAACCUGCGCAAAGAACGUGCCGAGUGGGAGAAGACUAUUGACCAUACUGGUGUAACCCAAGACGACGUUCCCGAAACCGAAGUCACCCCUGCAGAACUCGACGCGGUCGAGCAAGCUGUGACAGCAAUCUCCUUGGACACAAAGACAGCACCCGCGAAACGUGGCAAUCGUGGCAAUCGUCACAAUCGUGGCAAUGCAGGUCUAGAGUUCACCGACGACUGUGGGAUCCAGUGUGAUAUCAACUUCUCCAACUUCGUUGCCCUCCACAACUCGACCCUGCUUCGAGUUUACCACAGCUUCGAUCCUCGUGUCAAGGAAAUUGGGAUUUUUGUCAAGAUCUGGGCCAAGCUCCGGGAUAUCAACACGCCAUACCGUGGCACAUUGUCUAGCUACGGCUGGAUACUGAUGGUGCUGCACUAUCUGAUGAACAUCGCCAGUCCCCCGGUCAUUCCCAAUCUACAGCAUCUAGCGAAGAUCGAAGACUCCUGGAACCCAGGCAGACAAAUCGAGUUGUUUGAGGGGUUUGACGUUCGUUUCGUCCAAGAUCAUCAGGGUCUCCAGGAUAUCCAGCGAGAAAUGGCGGCCAAUAAAAACCGUGAGUCGGCCGGGCAGUUGCUGCGAGGUUUCUUUCAGUAUUACGGAACUCAACAAGGAUUCCAUUGGACUCGGGAUGUCAUCUCGAUUAGAACCAAAGGCGGGAUUGUCACCAAGCAAGCCAAAGGCUGGACCGAGGCCAGAUGGCAACAAAGUCAGAACAAAUCAGUCCGCAAUCGAUACCUGCUCGCCAUUGAGGAUCCUUUUGAGGUUGACCACAACAUCGCCCGCACUAUCGGUCACCACGGUGUUGUCGCAAUCCGCGAUGAGUUCCGUCGCGCGUGCCGGAUCAUCGACAUGAUUGGGACGGAUGAGGAGCUUCCAGCUGAAAACUUCCUCAGUCCUGUCACAGACCGCGUCGACACCCUGAGAAAGGACUUGGACUAUCUCAAACAACGACAAAUGCAAAUGAGGCAAGAAGUGGAGGCCAAAGAAACGGCGAUGCUCGAACAGCGGACCACUGAGAACGCCGAGCUGCCGGCAACUGAUGGUACGUGGGGAAAAUCCAAGCAGGGAAAAGCUCACACCGAUUCCCCUUCCAAGAGCGGAGGUGAAUUCUCCGAGUCCAAGCUGACCUCGACGCCACCGGUGCAGGAGCAGAAGCAGCUGAAGACGUUCAGAACUUGGCGACGGAGGAAAGUCUCAGCUGACACAGACGACGACGAUGAUGACCCGAUCAGCCAGACAAGCGAGACAAACCCAGGAAGCGCUGAUAAUCUCAGUUCAGAAGCCCAAGACGAACCGAAAAUGCGAAAUCAGGGACUCACGUCCAGAGCAGAAGUCCUUCUCGCCAACGGGUUGGACCUCGACGGAAAUCCUAUUCCUUGGGAUAUAGAGACGCAAGAUGGUCGCUGGCUCCAUUGGAGAGACCGGAAGGUGAAGAAUGGCACCAUAGGCCCGUUCUUCAAAGCGUCUUAUCGCGAGUUGAACGAGCAAUGUCCUUACGAUAGCAGGCGACCCAGCCCCGACUUUAGCAGACGAUGCUGGAACAAAGAUCGGCAAACGGCUUAUGAAAGACCUCCAUGGCCAGCAAACAAUGUCAACAAAGACAACAGCAUGAGACCUGACUCCAGCCAACCCCAUCCAGGCGAAAGCAAGAUAGCUGUGUCAUGUACGGAUGGCGCCUGCUCUCAAGCCAAGAUGCCGCAUCUGUCUAAAAUAGAGGCAGCGCCCACAGCUGUGGCACGACGCGGUUCCAGCGAUGAUGAGAGAAGCAAUACUAUGGCAGCGCGUGAACAAGAGAAGCUUCCGCAGCCUCAAAUUGAUGCAGGUACGGUUGGCACAAUGAUUCCCUGGGAUAACAGUACCAGAGGUGGGCGCUGGCUUCUUUCCCGGGAUAGGCGCAUCCGUGAAGGGACUUUCAAGUCGCGGGAUCAGAAAGGCUACUACAGAAAACUUGAUGCAGAGUUUCCUUACAAACCAGAGAUGACAUGGGCCGAGCUAGAUGUGCUCAAUGAACUCCUGCGGCGCUAUUACAAACAAAGUCUUCGUGCCACUAGGCUACCUCCCAGCUCGUCAAAGCCGCAAGCAGAACCAUGGUCAGAGCGAGCUCCAUUCUCCCAAAUGGUGCAGAACGUGGAAGUCACAGAAACCCACCAGUCGCUAAGCCAAGCCGCGACGGCCGUAAAGGAUUGUGUUCCAGCGCAACACGGUUCUUCUUUGGCUUGCGCAGUCUCUACUCCAACAGGACGAUCAUCACAGGCUGUUCCUAUGUCCGAGAGCCAUGCGUCUCAAGAUACUGUAUCCGACAGAGAUCCCACUACGCCGCCAGACAAUGAGCGUGUCCCUGAUAUGGACUUCCUCCGUAUGCAGCGUUUGGCGUUCUUUACAAAGCACAUGACCCCAUUCAGCAGUGCAGCCGACACCAACGAGCUUUUCUUCUCGCAAGCGCAAGCGACCGGUUCGGUAGCACCAACACACGAAAUGUUUCAGACACCAAGCGCGCCUCAGCUUCCCAUCGAAAUACCACGGCCUCAUGAAAUGACACCACCUGAGCCAGUCUCUCGCAAGGCCGACGACGCUGGAGCUGGUGAAGAUGUGGAUCAGCCUUCUCACCCGUCCAAAACUGAUUUCUCUGAACUUUCGGUGGCAUUCAGUGACAGUCCGAUCAUAGAGGAUUCGGCCCUUCGUGUUCCUAAGACUCUCUACCCUGACGUCGCCGACGAAUUACGUCCGAGAGAUGAGAACCCUGACAUCAUGCCAAUACCCCGAAAGAUCGGCUUUCAGUUUGAUCCGCGGCAACUGCAGGAUCUCCGGGUUAUCUUGAAGGGCGGGAACGGUUGUGCGAGAGACGGUGCUCAGUUUAUCCUCGAAGAGCAGGAGUACGAAUGGGGCGGAGGGGGCAUGAUGGGAUACAAGACAAGUACUGGUCCACAGAUUGCCACCGCCACUGGUGGUCAUACUCCGUACGAGGCUGGCAAGGGGGAUGAAGAGGGUUUGCUCGAUGAGCUUCCGAGACUUUGGGACGAAAAUUCGGCUACAAACUGCUGA